AUGGGCUCUAUCGAAAUCCCUAACUGCUCCGGCUCGAUCGUCUACAAGACUAUAUCCGACUUUAUCGAUUUCCCCGACCAUGAACAGAAGCUAUGGUGGCAUAGCACGGCACCAAUGUUUGCUGAGAUGCUCAGGGUUGCCGGAUAUGACCUUCACUCUCAGUACAAAAUUUUGGGUAUUUUCCUCAACCACGUCAUCCCAUUCCUAGGAGUCUACCCAACACGGAUAAACAAUCGAUGGCUGAGCAUCCUAACUCGAUAUGGAACCCCGUUUGAGCUGAGUUUAAACUGCUCACAGUCACUGGUACGAUAUACCUACGAGCCCAUCAACUCAGCGACUGGCACGGUUAAAGACCCUUUCAACACUCAUUCCAUAUGGGAUGCACUCGACCGGUUGAUGCCACUGCAGAAGGGUAUCGAUCUUGAGUUUUUCAAGCAUCUGAAGCAGGACCUCACAGUCGAUGACCAGGACUCUGCUUAUCUUUUGGAAAACAAUCUUGUUGGAGGUCAGAUCCGAACCCAGAACAAGCUGGCCCUUGACCUGAAAGGGGGAAACUUCGUGUUGAAGACUUAUAUCUACCCUGCUCUCAAGGCUCUUGCCACUGGAAAAUCGAUCAAGACAUUAAUGUUUGACUCCGUUUAUCGUUUGUGCAGGCAAAACCCAUCACUGGAAGCUCCUCUACGCGCUCUUGAGGAGUAUGUUGAUUCCAAGGGUCCUAACAGCACCGCAUCUCCCCGGUUGCUUUCUUGCGACCUGAUUGAUCCUAGCAAGUCCCGUGUCAAGAUCUAUAUAUUGGAACUCAACGUUACAUUGGAAGCAAUGGAGGAUUUGUGGACGAUGGGAGGCCGAUUGAACGAUGCGUCAACCCUAGCAGGACUUGAGAUGCUGCGAGAGCUGUGGGAUCUCAUCAAACUACCACCUGGAAUGCGAGAAUACCCCGAGCCUUUCUUGCAGUUGGGAACAAUCCCCGAUGAGCAGCUUCCCCUGAUGGCCAACUACACGCUCCAUCAUGACCAAGCCAUGCCUGAGCCACAAGUAUACUUCACAACAUUCGGCCUGAAUGAUGGUCGCGUAGCUGACGGGCUUGUGACCUUCUUCGAAAGACGAGGCUGGAACCACAUGGCCUAG
Messenger RNA from Trichophyton verrucosum HKI 0517, 1128 nucleotides. Its product is annotated as dimethylallyl tryptophan synthase, putative. The transcript has a single exon. The record is from RefSeq and is a predicted model, not a curated record. Gene Ontology annotation, molecular function: transferase activity, transferring alkyl or aryl (other than methyl) groups. Gene Ontology annotation, biological process: alkaloid metabolic process. Bases 1 to 1128 code for a protein of 375 amino acids. Lineage: Eukaryota; Fungi; Ascomycota; Eurotiomycetes; Onygenales; Arthrodermataceae.